Messenger RNA from Clarias gariepinus (North African catfish), 1993 nucleotides. RefSeq names its product kinesin light chain 3 (gene klc3). NCBI's taxonomy places the organism in Eukaryota, Metazoa, Chordata, Actinopteri, Siluriformes, Clariidae. Gene Ontology annotation, molecular function: kinesin binding. Gene Ontology annotation, biological process: axo-dendritic transport. Gene Ontology annotation, cellular component: kinesin complex; cytoplasm; membrane-bounded organelle. Bases 144 to 1664 code for a protein of 506 amino acids. The transcript is spliced from 13 exons. The record is from RefSeq and is a predicted model, not a curated record.
UGGGAAGGAGUUGAGCAGGUGAAGCUCCUGUUACUCAGAUGGGGCUGUUGAACUGCUGGUGGAGUUUUUGACGCGUCGUUCGUUUUAAACGCCGAAUCGUCGAGACCAAAGUGUUUCUGCGAGGGCUGACGUAAGGCAGAGCCAUGUUGUCAGCGGAGGAGAUCCUGAGCAGCACACGGCAGGUGAUUGCAGGACUGGAGGCUCUGCGUGGGGAGAACCGCACACUUUUGGACGACCUACAGGAGACGCUGUUAAGACAGACAAGCAGUGACAGCAACAGUCUAGAGGAGGAGAAGACUAGCAUCAUUUUGCAGUCCCUGGACAGAAUCGAACUGGGAUUAGGGGAGGCACAGAUGAUGAUGGCUCUGUCGGCACACCUGGGUUCUCUGGAGGCAGAAAAGCAGAAACUGCAUGCUCAGGUGAGGCGGCUGUGCCAGGAGAACCAGUGGCUGCGUGAUGAGCUGGCUGGAGCUCAGCAGAAGCUGCAGGAGCGUGAACAGGAAGUGGUGACGCUGGAGGAACAGAACAAACACCUGCAUUUCAUGAGCAGCCUCCGCAAGUACGACCAGGAUGAACUGGCACUGGAGGGUAAAGAGAGUUCAUCAGCUAAAGAGUCCCUUGAUGAUCUCUUUCCCACUGAUGAAGAUGAGCAAACACAAAUAUCUCGAAACCGCAGCGCUGUAACGGCAGGGUAUGAGAUCCCUGCCAGACUUAGAACUCUACACAACCUGGUGAUUCAGUAUGCCUCUCAAGGCCGCUACGAAGUAGCCGUGCCCCUGUGCAAACAGGCUCUGGAAGACCUGGAGAAAACCUCUGGGCAUAGCCAUCCAGAUGUGGCCACUAUGCUGAAUAUCUUGGCUCUGGUGUACAGGGACCAGAACAAAUAUAAAGAGGCUGCGACACUGCUGAAUGAUGCAUUGACAAUACGUGAGAAGACACUAGGCAUGGACCACCCAGCAGUCGCAGCUACUCUGAAUAAUCUGGCUGUGCUCUAUGGUAAAAGAGGGAAGUAUAAAGAAGCAGAGCCUCUGUGCAAAAGAGCACUGGAGAUCAGGGAGAAGGUGUUGGGGAAAGACCACCCUGAUGUAGCAAAGCAGCUCAAUAAUCUGGCUCUGCUAUGCCAGAACCAGGGCAAGUAUCAGGAGGUAGAGGACUACUAUAAGAGAGCGCUGCAAAUUUACCAAAAUCGGCUGGGCCCAGAUGAUGCCAAUGUGGCCAAAACCAAAAAUAACCUGGCCUCAUGCUACCUCAAGCAAGGAAAGUACAGGCAAGCUGAAGCUCUCUAUAAAGAGAUCCUGACACGUGCUCAUGAGAAGGAGUUUGGAUCAGUGGAGGGAGAAGGAAGACCAGUUUGGUUUCACACUGCGGAGGGAAGCUCUAGACCGGAAAGUUUGAAGCGCAGUGGUUCUUUUACGAAGCUCCGAGAAUCUUUGAGGCGGAGCAGUGAAAAGCUGGUUAAGAAGCUUAAAGGGGCAGGAACACAAGAAACAGCACCUCGCAAUCCUGGAAUGAAAAGGGCAAAUUCCCUCAAUGUACUGAAUGUAGGAACAAGGGAGAGUCAGGACAUGAGGUUAAGGAAUAUCAACAGGCUUACAGACAGCCGUACUCUCAGCUCCAGCACUCAGAGUUUAGCGCGCCGGAGUUCUUUAAGUGGAGAAAGUUAAUCUGUUUCUAAGCCAAGUUCCUGCUCAUGUCUCCAUACAGCUGCAUGAAUCAAGUUUAUAACCGAGAAAGUAUUUAUCUCAAAUGAAGGUUAGGUGGACCACACUAAACUUACUCUAAAUAAAGAUUCCUCAGAGGGAACAGAUGGUGUAGACAACAUUGCAUAUGACAAAAUACAUGGAGAGUUUUUUUCUUUCUGACGCUGCAAGCCUGCUGCACUAUAAUAUUACUUUAUUAAAGUGUUUCUGAAGAGCUGUUUGAAUGAAUAUGGCACAUUUUAUGCUCUGCAUUCCAAAGUCAAAUUCCUAUUAAAACUAACUUGUAAACACUC